CAGUAGGGAGAAGUUAUGUAUGUGUGUGCGUUUUCUGCCAUGAAGGAGUGGCUCAAAACUUGUGUUCCUCUGCGUUUGUGUAGAUGCUUCAUGAUGAUGAUCGUUGCUGCAUUUGGUUCGUAAGCGCAGGACGCAGAGAAAAAGACGCAAACCACCGGUCUCAGUGAGAGGAGGUGACAACAAGGAGAAAAAAUGCCGGUACCUCCUCCGCCUCCCCCUCCCCCACCCCCCACCUUCUCUCAGGCAAACACUGAGAAGCCUGUCUUGAAUAAAUCGGAGCAGCAGGGCAGGAAUGCUCUACUGUCGGACAUCGGCAAAGGAGCAAGGCUAAAGAAGGCGGUUACUAAUGACCGUAGCGCCCCCAUACUUGACCAACCCAAAGGUGGUGGUGGAGGUGGAGGUGGAGGAGGAGGCGGGCCUGGAGGAGGAGGUGGAGGAGGGGGAGGGUUUGGAGGUGGAGGUGGAGCACCAGCUGGUCUAGGUGGGCUCUUCCAGGGUGGCAUGCCAAAGCUGCGCUCCACUCGAGAUGACUCUAGUAGUGUCAGAUCUCCAGUUCUGCCACCUGGUGCUCGUAGCUCUGGUCCACGGCCCUUCGGAGGAGGAUCUGGCUCCGCCCCUCGUCCACCUCUGCAACGCAGUGAAUCCGUUGACCCCCCUCGCCCUCGAAUGACCCCACCGCGUCCUGAAACACCUGGAGGACCUCCUCCACCUCUUCCAAGUGCCCCACGGCCCUUUCAGAGUGGGGCACAGAGCAGGGGACCACCCUCACUUCCAGGGACUCCUCGUCUUGGUUCCGCACCAACUCCUCCACCUCCAAACCCUCCUGGACGACAGCCCGCACCUCCACCGGUGCCAGCUGCAUUUGGUCGUCCUCCUUCCAUUCCUUCGCCCUCAGCUGGUCAUGCUGGGCGGCCUCCUCCUCCCCCUGCACCUGGUCGAGGUGAUGACCGUCCUCCACCUGUUCCCCCUGCAAACCGUUCUUCUUUGCCACUCACUCGGGACAGCCCUCCCCCUCCACCUCCACCAUCAGUGAGCAGUAAACCAACUCCUCCUCCAGCUCCUGCUCCUGCCUCUCUGCGGCCACCUGUUAGUGCAGCACCUCCUCUGCCGCCCGGACGCCCAAGCCCGUCUACUCCUGAGGAGCAUACGCCACGCCUUCCUGAACGGAACCUGUCACUUGGCUCGCAUCCUCCUGCCCCUCCACCCGGGCGAUCUGGACCCCUUCCGCCACCUCCCUCUGAGAGACCGCCCGCAUUGGGCCGGAAUGCAGGUGGACGAACAGGUCCUCUUCCACCUCCACCUCCUUCUGGCCGUCCUGGAGGAGGAAGUGUGAGGUCAUCACCAGCCCCUCCUCCACCGAACAGACCAGGUGUGGAGCCUCAUCGUGGUGGCAGUAGACCACCACUCCCCCCAGACAGGCCCUCCUCUGGACCUCUGCUCCCUCCUCCCCCACCUAUGGGCAAUGGAUACCACAAUCAGGGACAUCAUAUAGAUGAGUGGGAAUCACGCUUCACAUUUCGACCUGUAUCGGAUCUUCCACCCCCAGAGCCCUACAUUCCCUGUCAGAAGACCUAUCCUAGCAAAAUGGCCAGGAACGAAAGCCGAGGUUCAGGAAAGAAAGAGCGAGGUGCACCUCCCCUGCCUCCCAUACCUAGGUGAAAGAAACUGUUAUCUCAGGGCCUGACAAUCCUUCCCUCACCCAGUUAUCUUAUGUUCUCUGGUACUGUCUGUUUUUGAUAUUUUCUGCCAGAGUCAUUCAUUAAAAAUGUAUAAAAGAGCUAUAAAAAUAACAACAUAUCACAGACAACAUAUCUUUUAUAAUAUUUUGUUUUUGUCUGCUUUAGAGAUUAAUACAUGAUGGCUAUUAUGACUAUGUCAAGUGAUGAGCUCUACAGUGGUACUACAGCUAAGUUUGACUUUAUUUUUGAGUGUUUUUCUGAGUAUGAUGCGUUAUUGCAGCAGUUCAUUGGCCUUCAGGAGAGUGUGAAUGUUUUGGCUUUUUGGCGGUCCUUGACACAUACAGAAAAAUGUCCUUGUCUCAUACAGAAUAUAUCAUUGCUUAAUCAGGGCAGCCAUUCCUUUAGAUAAUGGUGCAGCCAUUUAUAGAGCCACAUAGGGCAUCAGUAUUUGUUAGACAGUCCUUGAUGUAAUUAUAUUUUUAAAGAAGUGCAACAUUUACAUUAAAGCAUUUUGGU
This is a messenger RNA of Sinocyclocheilus anshuiensis, 2195 nucleotides long. It is a transcript of the gene wipf1b, whose product is annotated as WAS/WASL interacting protein family, member 1b. The record is from RefSeq and is a predicted model, not a curated record. Lineage: Eukaryota; Metazoa; Chordata; Actinopteri; Cypriniformes; Cyprinidae. The transcript is spliced from 8 exons. The coding region runs from base 193 to 1659 and encodes 488 amino acids. Gene Ontology annotation, biological process: actin filament-based movement. Gene Ontology annotation, molecular function: actin binding. Gene Ontology annotation, cellular component: actin filament.